Messenger RNA from Dichotomopilus funicola, 759 nucleotides. RefSeq lists its product as uncharacterized. NCBI's taxonomy places the organism in Eukaryota, Fungi, Ascomycota, Sordariomycetes, Sordariales, Chaetomiaceae. The coding region runs from base 1 to 759 and encodes 252 amino acids. The record is from RefSeq and is a predicted model, not a curated record. The transcript is spliced from 3 exons.
AUGCCAGCCCCACCACCACCUCCGCUACCGCCACAGACCAUAUUCCCCUCUUCAACCCCGACAAAACCAACAACGCAGUCAACACUGCCCAACUCUAACAACCCACAACCCCGCAACUCAAUCUCCCCGCCAAAUGUUCCAACCGCAGGCCCACCAAACAGCCACCUCGUCUCCCUCCUCAUUUACAACGGCUAUCCCUUCGCCGACCACUGGGAAUUUCACAUUGCCCCGUCAUCGUCAUCUCACAAUCCCAUCCACCCUAAACCCUCCUCUACCGAUCCCCAGCAGCAACGCAAUCCCAACUUCGACGAAAUUGGUACAUCUCCUUACUCCCCAGGCACAGGCACAAUCAUCCAAGCAGCAGGCGACGUCGCUACUGGUUUCUGGCUUGAGAUCAAGCGUGGCUGGGAUAUGCAUCGUGGGGAUCGAGGGAGUCGGGGGAGUGUGGGCUUGCUGCCGAGGAGCGUGCCGUUGGGGUGGCUGGGGAUCUUUCAAGGGCUGUUUGCCCGCGGGAGUGAUGGUGAGGUGUUGGUGGAAGGGAAACCGAGGUGUGUGUUUGAGAGGAUUCUGUUUGAGGUGCCCGCGCCUGGGAAGACGUUGCGGGCUGUAGAAGGGACAGAGGCAGUACAGCCACGUAUCAAGAUACGACAGAGGAACUGCCAGAGCUGGGUCAUCGAAGUGGCCGAGCGGCUGGUGCAAGAGGGUCUUUUUGCCCAGAGCGUGGUAGACUACCUGCGCGCAGCGAGCAUCAUGGUCUGA